Molecule: messenger RNA, 3755 nt
Organism: Hippocampus zosterae (dwarf seahorse)
Lineage: Eukaryota; Metazoa; Chordata; Actinopteri; Syngnathiformes; Syngnathidae
Product: trafficking kinesin-binding protein 1-like
Exons: 18
Coding region: 387-2894 (835 amino acids)
Biological process (GO): anterograde axonal transport of mitochondrion; neurogenesis; endosome to lysosome transport
Cellular component (GO): dendrite
Molecular function (GO): GABA receptor binding
Source: RefSeq, a predicted model, not a curated record
UCAAGCUGGCCUCCCCGGGCUCCCCCCAGCACCCUGCUCCGGACCCGGACCCGGGCCCUGACUGGGCGCGCAAUGAUGAGGAUCAGUAUGUAGGGGAGGGCGAAUCCAGUCAGCCUGACGUCUUCAGGGCCCUCUCUGACUACAAGGACGCGGAGACCAUCACAGAUGUGUGCAACAGCACCGACCUGCCCGAAUUUGAGAUUAUCAGCCUCCUGGAGGAGCAGCUGCCAGUUUAUCGCUUGCGGGCCGACACGGUUUACGGCUACGACCACGAUGACUGGCUGCACACGCCCCUGCUGGCCGCCGACGCCCCGCUCGACUUGACCACCGAGCAGAUAGACGAGACGCUCAAAUACUUCUUGCUGUGUGCUGACAGAGUGGGCCAGAUGACAAAGACCUUCAGUGACAUUGAUGCCGUCACACGUCUUCUGGAGGAGAAAGAGAGAGAUCUGGAGUUGGCCGCAAGGAUCGGCCAGUCCCUCCUGAAGAAGAACCGAGUUCUGACCCAACACAACGACUAUCUGGAGGAGCAAGUGGGACAAAUCACCGAAGAGGUGGCCCAGCUGCACCAUGAAUUGAACCUGAAGGACGAGCUGCUGCAGUUUUACACCAACGCGGCCGACGAGAGCGAGGAGGAGUCCGGCGGAUCGCCAACGGGUAAGAGGAGUCGGGUGGAAGCUGCCGCGGGAGGUUUCCUGAGCGACACCCUGCAGAGGAAACUCAAGGAGCUGGAAGAAGAGAAUCUGUCGCUGCGCUCGGAGGCCAGCCAUCUCAAGUCCGAGACCGAGACGUACGAGGAGAAGGAGCAGCAGCUCGUCAAUGACUGCGUGAAAGAACUCAGGUUGUCCAGUCUUCAAAUCUCGACCAUCGCGGAGGAGCUCGCGCGCAAGACAGAUGACGCCUCCCGACAGCAAGAAGAGAUUACGCACCUCCUCUCCCAAAUUGUCGACUUGCAGAAGAAAGCCAAGUCUUUUGCCGUGGAGAACGAAGAGCUCUCUCAGCAUCUGAUCGCGGCCAAAGAUGCGCAAAGGCAACUCACCGUAGAGCUGCAAGAGUUGGAGGAGAAGUACUCGGAGUGCAUCGAAAUGCUGCACGAGGCCCAGGAGGAGCUGAAGAACUUGAGGAACCGGAACUACGCCGUGGGAACGCCCAGACGCUUCCAUCCGCUCGGAUUGUACCCCAUGGAUUCCCUGGCUGCCGAAAUUGAGGGAACCAUGAGGAAGGAGCUGAGCCUGGACGACCCCGACUGUGAGCAGCAAAAGGUCCACCGCAAGCGUGUUUUCGAGACGGUCAAGAAUGUGAACCAGACAGCGCGUCGGCGUUCCGUCACCCCGACCGGCGGCAACAUUCCAGGCUCCAACCAGUCCUUGUCCUCGCGCACGUCGCCCAUGUCCAGCGGGCUCAGCAGCCCCCGCUCCAGCCUGUGUGGAGGCGACCUGGGCGGGGACGGCGUCGCCCUGGACAACCGCGCUCAGAGCAUCCUCAUGGAGACGGCGUCCAAUCAGGAGAGGAACGCCGACGGCCGAGAGAAGAAGACGAGCGGGGCUGAGGAUUUGCGUCUGGCCCUGCGCCGCCUGUCCCUGCGGCGUCAGAACAACCUGUGCGAGCGGCGCUUCUUCGAGGAGGAGCGGGAGCGGCGGCGAGGCGGCGGCCUCCCCGACGCCGCCGGCCACGGGAGCGUCGCCACCCCCUCGGAAAGCAUCAUGUCGCUGGGGAACCUCCACCUGUGGGCCUCUAGGGGGCCCUACCUGCCCGACAAACUGCAGAUUGUCAAGCCGCUGGAAGGCUCGGCCACCCUCCAUCACUGGCAGCAGUUAGCCCAGCCGCACCUCGGGGUCAUCCUGGACGCCAGGCCGGGGGUCGUGUCUAAAGGUUACAGACCCCUCGAACUGGAACUUGAACAGGUGUAUUCUUGGGGGAGCUUCGAGGAGGACGAGGCGGGAGAGCAGUACUUCCAGAAUCUACCCACCACCUCAUCUCUGCCGUGCGCCUCCUCCAGCCUGGGGCGGCCCUCGCCACGCUCGACUCCACCCUCGCCAUCCCCGUCGCCGCAUCUCAGCAACACCGAUGCACUCGCUGCAUACUAUCCAGGUAAAUGCAUGGCCCAUACAAGCUCCACCUACACCUUCACAACCUGCCGCAUUCUGCAUCCGACUGACGAGCAGACGCGGGUCACGCCCAGUUUGCACGCCAUCCCCGCGUCGUCCUCCUGCGUAAUGACCAGCUCGCUACUGGGCACGCCCGCCGCAACACCCUGCACGCCCCGCAGGCUCAGUCUGAGGCCGUCGGAGUCGUCAACAAAUCUCAGAGAUGCCACCCGUACCACAAGCACUUGCCUGGGCCUAGUGCGCCUCCUACAGGAGAGAGGCAUUUCUGCAGCAAUGUAUCACCAGAGUCAGGGAUUGGACGGCAGUCAGGCCAACCAGGGGCUGUUAUUCAGCACUUCCAUUACUCCUAACAGACCCCCCGACCCCGACCCCUCGCGUCCCUCCACCCCUCCGAGCUCCCCCACAGGACAGGGGCCUUCAGCCAUAGCGACCUCCCUGAGCUUUGACUUCAAGAGCCCCUCUUAUGACAACUUCCUGGCUUCCAAGCCGGCGCGGUCCAUCCUGAAGGAGGUGACGGGAAGGACGAGGGGCCGGCAGAAGGGGCGGGACUGCGAGAGCCAGACCGACGUGAGCGUGACCGUGCACAACCUCAACCUGCUGGACAAGGUCAAACGGCUCGGGGUGGCCGGGGCGGCGGGGGCCCGAGCGGCCAGUCCCGGGCCCAUCCUCGGGGGGCCUCUGGGUGGACUACGCAGAUCAGGCUCCCCCUUCGGGCCGGACGGGAUCAGACGGAACCGCAGUUAUCCGGCCAGUAUGGCCAUGAAAGCUCCGGGUCCUCCGGAGUAAUAUUGAUUACCGAUGCAUGAGCAAGGACUGGCUGCUGGUCAGUCACAUGCUCACCGUUUUAUAAAAGGAAUAUACUUUGUAGCAAGGGGGCUUCACAAAGCAUCAAUGUAGUGUUCCCCCCUCCAUAUUUGGACCCAACUUGGAAUCGCCUGGAGAUGUCACAAGACAUCAAAGCGCUACAAGUGAAGCGCCUCAAAUCACUCCAACGUUGACACCACGAUGGUGCUGAAGUAGGACUACUAUAUUAGACAAAGCUUUGUUCGGACCACAAAAAACAAUUGAGUCGCCCCACCGCCCAUUUCCUGCUGUAGGUAAUCGCUUUCACGAGCUGAUUUUGAUAACGAGAUGCAUCAUUUUCGUUGAUUUAGAUGCCAAAAUAUACGCGGUGACGUUCCCAAGUUCUUUUUUUUGUUGUCCUACACAGAUGAAACACUAGAUGGCAGCAUGUCUCCUUGAUUGGAAACUCAAACACAGUAUUGGAUGAGUUGUGUGGUUGCUUGACAUGUGAGUCUUUUCACACUGGGUUGCUUUUUCCAUUACAAACAGGAAGCAUAACAAUGGACUGUCCACGCAAUACCUUGACAUUAUUUUGACAUUUGAGGAUUGAGAUCCUCAUUGUGAGUUCACUGAAGUUGUACAACAUUCGAGUCUAUCCUAAUCAACUUUGGGCAAGAGGUCGCCUACAUCGGCGACCAAUUACACUCAUAACCCCCCUCCUGUGGGCAAUUUAGUUUUCAAUUAGCCUAAAAUGCACGUGUUGGGACAAAAACUGAUGCAAGAACGGGGAGACCAUGCAAACGACACGCAGCAGCACCUGAACUUGGUACAGACUGUGUAUUAAAAGUGUUUGUGGGAAACAUG